Messenger RNA from Aureobasidium vineae, 2184 nucleotides. Lineage: Eukaryota; Fungi; Ascomycota; Dothideomycetes; Dothideales; Saccotheciaceae. The record is from the annotation of a GenBank genome assembly.
AUGCAGUUGGCUGUCUUGUCGCCUCUGCUGCCCGUGCUGGCGCAUGCCGCUCCACUUUGGGCCAAUGAUUCUUCAACCCUCGCUCUAGAGACCUUGCCUACCAACACCAGAACGACCACGCUGCCAACCGUGGAUUCUCCAUGCAAUAGUGUAAGUAUACCUGCCGAACUCGCCUACGAUUGUCUAAACUCGAUCCCCUUCAACCAGAGUGCCGCGGCCGCCUUGAUGGAUNAUGCAGAAAAGGUUCAGCCACCAUACGACUUUUGGGCGACUUUCAAUACCAUCGAAGCUAACGUCGCCGACGGAGCUUAUGCCAGCGAGUACGACUUUGGAUGGGAUCUCUACCAAUCCACCCAGCUAGCACACGACGGCGGCCACUUCGCCUACAUACCAAAUGUUCUUACACUCUUCGCUUUCGGACGUACGACUCCACUCGUGUCUGUUUCUGAAGACGGUAAAGAUCUACCAGUCGUCUACGCCUACGCAGACAUCCUGGCCUCUCAAGGUUGCCGUUGCAAUUCGUCCUUCAAGCCUUUUCAUAUCGUGCAAAUUGAUGGGAGGGACACCACCGAGUUCCUGCUCGGACUGUCGCAGGACAGUGGUUUUACAGACAGAGAUGCGAAGUGGAACUCCAUCUUCUACUCGAACGCGAAGGCUUCGGGUGCAAGUGGUGACACUGGAUCCUUUUCCGGCGGUGACCGUAGCCCCAUCAUCUAUCCAGGGCCUACGACUACUCUGACUUUCGCAAAUGGAACCAAUAUCGUCAUCGAGAAUUAUGCCGUUUCCCGUUUUGGUGUCAAAGGAAUUCAGUCUGGAGCUGACAUCUACAAUAACUAUCUCACCCCGCAGCCUGAGGCCUAUCUCAACGUGUUUGAGGGGCUGCAGCUUGAGAAUGAGCGGAAUGGCGAGAACAAGGACAACGAUAUGCGUCUUCCUUACUUCAAACCAGAACGCAUUACUCACUUUGCAGAAGUCGAUGACAAUUCAUUGGAAGAUCAUUCCAAAACCAUGCCUGCUCCUGGCUAUCCAUCUCCCGUCGUACGAUCCCGGCAGAACCUCAACGGAGGCUACUUCCUCGAGGAACCUGGCUUCGAAGAUGUUGCCGUUCUGACAGUGGGAUCCUUUGUAAGCAUGCCACUCGCCGGACCUGAAUUCAAGAAAGUCAAUACCGAAUUCAUCGCCGCCGCCUUGGCUGCAAAUAAGACCAACCUGAUCAUCGACGUCAGCGCGAACGGUGGCGGUACAAUCAUGCAAGGCUACGAUCUCUUCAAGCAGCUCUUCCCUUCCAUACACCCAUAUGGUGCGACCCGCUUUCGUGCCCACGAAUCAGUUGACCAGAUAGGUGAGAUAUACUCGAACACGAGUUGUUCCCCAGACAACCCUGUACUGAUACCGUGGGACUACCGUACCGAUGUCGACUCGGACGACCAACCAUGGCCCUCUUGGAAAGAAAAGUAUGGGCCCCAUAACCUCGGAAACGAUACUUAUUCUUCGCUCAUCCGUUGGAAUCUCAAUGAUCCCAUGAUGGCUCAACACGCUGGUGGCAUCGACGUAUCUGGGUACGGCAAUGAUUCCAACGCAUCUAAUGAGCAGCCCUUCAAAACUGAGAACAUUAUCCUAGGCGUAAAGACAAUUGCUCUCGGCGGUCGUCCCUCCACCGACCUCAUGCAAGGCGUCGGCGGCGUCAAAGACACAUCCGUAUAUCAAUGGUCAUACAUCUGGGACACCGUGGCACAAACCAUUAUCUGGUCGCAAGACAAGGAGGAACUCAAGGACACUGUAUUGGCAAAGUACACCAAGCUGCCACUAGCUCGAGGCAAAAGCGCUUCCGUCAACUUCCGCGAUGGUAUCAGGAAAGGUGACGAGCAGCAGACUCCAUAUCAAUUCAUCUAUGAACCCACUGACUGCCGCAUGCUCUACACAAAAGCCAUGGUGCUUGAUCAGAGUGCUGUAUGGAAAACUGUGGCCGACACCGUCUGGGGUGAAGGAAACGCAUGUAUUGCUGGCUCCAACAACUUCUACGGCAACAAAGAUAAGCACGAUGGAUUAAAGACACCAAGUAUGCCAGGCGACGGACACAGAGUUUGGGAUGUCAGAAGCGACUUUGAUGUUGAGGAAGCCUGGAAGGGAUUGGAGGUUGAGCACACGCCUAAAUGGGAGCGUCACGAGAAGGAGGACUGGGUU